CUUACACCCCGCCAAGCCAUCAGUCUCCACAAAGCUGUCUUAUGGCCCGUUCUACUUUCAACACAUAUCAUCAUGGAAGGCUACGGCAUCGUCCUCAUCUAUUAUUUCUUCGCUCAGCCGGCUUUCUCACGCAAAUGGCAAUCGGUGGAUACCUUCACCCUCCGACACAAGUACGACGAGUGCGACGACAGCGGCAACUCUCAAAUCACUGCACCUUGGCAAAGUGGACUCGGCAACGCUGUUGGAUGUGACACCAUCAUAGACGCUUUUGCCAACGGCUACUUCUGCCACAAGUUCGGAUACCGCCCUGUCUUGCUUUUGCCGGUCCUUCUUGUUGGCAAGUUUCUUUGCGGUAUACAAUGGCUACAGGGUGUCUUUGCAACUAUGGCCCCGGCGUAUACCAGCGAGGUCUGUCCGAUGGCCUUACGUGGAUACCUGGUUGUCUACGUUAACCUCUGCUGGGCGUUCGGGCAGCUUAUCUCUGCAAGCGUACAGUCAGCAUUCUCCGGUGGAAACAUACAAUGGUCGUAUCAGAUCUUAUUUGCUAUUCAAUGGGCAUGGCCUAUUCCAUUGUUUCUUAUCCUAUUUUUCGCGCCCGAAUCUCCUUGA
Messenger RNA from Macroventuria anomochaeta, 609 nucleotides. RefSeq lists its product as uncharacterized. The record is from RefSeq and is a predicted model, not a curated record. Gene Ontology annotation, biological process: transmembrane transport; carbohydrate transport. Gene Ontology annotation, cellular component: membrane. The transcript has 4 exons. Lineage: Eukaryota; Fungi; Ascomycota; Dothideomycetes; Pleosporales; Didymellaceae. Gene Ontology annotation, molecular function: carbohydrate:proton symporter activity. The annotation marks the transcript as partial.